This is a messenger RNA of Bufo gargarizans (Asiatic toad), 2235 nucleotides long. RefSeq names its product mucin-3B-like. The transcript has 9 exons. Lineage: Eukaryota; Metazoa; Chordata; Amphibia; Anura; Bufonidae. The record is from RefSeq and is a predicted model, not a curated record. Bases 43 to 921 code for a protein of 292 amino acids.
GUCACAUUCUCUGCAGGAGCGUGCUAGUCACUGAUCGAAGACAUGGGCUCUGCACUUAUCUCCACAAUCAUCAGAUUCUUGGUCCUAUUAUCAAUAACUAACGUGACAGCAACAACUGGAACAUUGAAGUGUGAGAAUGGCGGGAUCUCGAAUGGAGCGACAUGUACUUGUCCUGAAUUUACUUACGGAGCUGACUGUCAAAACAUCAAAGACAUAAUUGAAAUAGGAAAGUAUUUUGAUGUCACAAUGAAAGUGGAGCUGACAUUGAAUUACACUUACACCAGUAAUCUAAAUAAUACAUCUUCUGAAGAGUAUAAAGAAUUUAUAAAAGUGUAUAAUGAUAUGUUGAAAUCAUUAUUCGAUCGACCUAAUGGGAAUAUCACAGUUCUGGUACUUAGCACUGACAAUGGUUAUGUGAAGGUGAGAAAUAAUGUCACCUUGACCCUACAAUAUAUCAAUACUCGCAACGUGCUGGAGCAGUAUGAAGAAAACUACAACGAUGUCAAGGCAGUGAUAGAGAACAACAAGUGCACAUCACGUACUCUGUGUAUUAAGAGUUCCUCUACCGAAGCUAUCCUUCCCCUCAGCGAACAUGAGAGAUGUGGCGAAAAGAUCUCACCACGAUUUAUACAAUUCUUUGACCCAGUGGUUUCUGAAGGCAGCCUGGCCUGCAUGUCAAAGUGUUUGCCUAGCUCCCCUAACUACUUGAAUUGUAGUUCUGGCAGCUGUCAAAUAAAGGAUGAAGAAGGACCUCAGUGCUUUUGCCCAAGAACAGAUCUGUACAUAUAUAUAAACGCCAGAUGUGAAGGAGCCAUAUUAAUAGCUGCAUUGUACGGGGGAGUAGGGGCUGCUAUCGGAGUACUGGUGAUCAUCGGUGUGGUCUUAGGAGUAUUCCUGUACAGGAAAAAAUAUUACUACUAAGCGAGUAGUUUGGACUUUACGCCUCGUGUUGUCCUCCUUCCAUUGAGUGACUAAGAGUGUUCUUAAAGAUGCUAUCACUGAAUGGGGCCGAAGAAGAUAAACAGGUUGUCUGGCCAAUUAAAACUGUUUAAAAUUGGCUCAGAGUGAUGAAAGCAUUAUAGGAAGUCAUAAUUGCGUCAACAAACUCCCGGAUGAUGCUCCACAGUACUCUGCCGGUCUGUACUACCUGGUCCCUCUGGAUAUACAUGGAAAUGACUGUACAGCCAAACAAUGAUCACAGUGAUUGUCAGAACCAUAAUUUCCUGUGAGACUCAUGGAAAAAAAAUAAGUCUCUGGAAAACCCCUUUAAGUUAAUAGGAACUCAAAAAGUUGAUAAAAUGAUAAAAACCUGUGUAAAAUGGUAAAGCAAGAUGGCUUGUACAUACCGUAAUUCAUUAAUCCAGGUAUUCUUAUAAACGAGCAAGAGCAAAAGCAGAAGACUUGGUAAAGAGAACCAACUACCGAGAUACUUAGUAACCUGUUUUUCUAUAAGUAAUGUAAAAUGUAUGUAUUUUUUGAUAAUCCAAUGAAUAUGAUAACCAUAACUAUACCAGCAAUGGAAUAUUCUAAAGUAGAAUUUUAUUCUGAAACACCAUUGUAUAUUCCAUCUAUGGAUAUAAUCUACAUAAAAGUUGAGUUACUUGAGUAAAUACAUUGUAGUACGUUAGUACGUACCUAAUCCUGGGUUCCAUGUUAAUACAGUCCACUGCUGUGUCCACUAGUUGCUACUGGUAUAACCUAACAAUUUGUUGUCAGCGUAACCUCCUACUUCUUAUACAAAAUUCUGACCUGACUCAGCAGGGCAUGCUGAGAUUCGAUCCCAGAACUUUAAAAAAAAUGCGCUCUUCGACUACAGGUUGUAACUUUUUUUUUAAAACCCCAUCCAUAUUGUGAUAUCCAACUAAAAUGAAAAGAAUGUGCUGUUUCACUAACAUCUUAAGUGAAAUUAGCAAGGACCUCGAGCCAAGAGACUUGAACUCACAAUGGACUAGAAAUUGUAACACAGCACAAAAGUUACCUAAAAACGACCCUGUUGUCUGAAAAUAUUCCUCUAACAUCUUUUAAGUUUUCUGAACGUGAACCAGCAGAACAUGUAGAGACAUAUGAACUCAGAACUUUGAUUAUUGUUAUCAAAAAUAAUGAGACCACCUUGAAACGGACCUUUUGUUUCUCCUAGAAAAACCAGAUGAUUCCUUAUACUUAAUGACUUCUCUAGCUACAUUGCAACCAGAUGUUCCCCAGUGCUGGAUCUCAACAAGCAGAUACCUCAGAGCG